Molecule: messenger RNA, 513 nt
Organism: Linum trigynum
Lineage: Eukaryota; Viridiplantae; Streptophyta; Magnoliopsida; Malpighiales; Linaceae
Source: the annotation of a GenBank genome assembly
AUGAGUGGGGUUACAGCUUCCCCGCAAAUUCUGAUGAACGCCUUUCUGCCUCACUCCACCAAUUCCCUGCCCAAACCAACCUUCAAGUCCGCCGCAAUCACAUUUACCCCGCCGCAGAACCGUCGCCUUGCCUGCUCCGGACUCGCAAAACCCAGUACCCUGCUGGUCCUCACUGCGCGCCGUGGAACCAGCCUGAGAUGCAGGAGCAGCACCGACUCCACCGACUCCACUUCUGAGGAGAAUGAGAGCAAGAGCGUACUGGAUGCCUUCUUCUUGGGGAAGGCUCUAGCGGAAGUGCUGAACGAGCGGCUUGAAUCGGCUGUUGGGGAGAUUAUGAGCACCAUUGGGAAGCUUCAAUCUGACCAGCAAAAGCAUAUACAAUGCUUCCAGGAAGAUGUGGUGGGGAGAGCCAAGAAGGCCAAGCAAGAAGCUGCACAGACUACCUCAGUAGUCGAAGCAUCAACUGAUCCUGAAACCGACAUUUCAGAGGUCGAGGUGGUGACCGGCGCAUGA